CUAGUCUCGCUGGGGGAGGGGCGGGGGUGCGACUCCGGUUGCCGAGCGCCGGUAGUCUUCCACCGCGGUGGCUGUCGCCGCGGCUCCCUGUCGCGCGCCAUGCAACUCCUCUGCUGGUGGCAAGUACUGCUGUGGGUGCUGGGCCUUCCGGCCCGCGGCCUGGAGGUUGCAGAGGACAGUGGUCACCCGGCUCUCCACAUUGGAGCUGAGUACCCGCAUGCAGAGGAGGCCCCUCAGGGCCAUCGGGGCCAGGCAAGAGUGGCAGAGCCCACGGAGGCCUCUCCGGGUCCCCGCGGAGAUCCCAUGGUAGUGCUGUCGGUGAUCCCCGGGGCAGCUGAGGACCAACGGAGCACCGAGGCCCUCGAUGGCACCUGCAGUGCGCAGGGAGAGGAGGACCCGCGCUGCGCCGGAGGAAACCUCUUCGGGCUGCAGGGUGCAGGCGGCUUCCCGGAUCGGGAAGAGGAGUACUACGCUGAGCCUGGGGUGGCUGAGGCCGAGCCCGUAGCCAGCGAGGAUGCUAACAGCACCGACAGCCUCAAGUCCCCCAAGGUGAACUGCGAGGAGAGGAAUGUGACCGGGCUAGAAAACUUCACUCUGAAGAUUUUAAAUAUGUCCCAGGACCUCAUGGAUUUCCUAAGCCCCAAUGGUAGCGACUGCACGCUGGUCCUCUUCUACACGCCAUGGUGCCGGUUCUCGGCCAGCCUGGCUCCCCAUUUUAACUCCCUGCCUCGGGCCUUUCCCACCCUCAGCUUCUUGGCUCUGGAUGCGUCUCAGCACAGCAGCCUUUCCACCAGAUUUGGCACAGUAGCUGUCCCUAACAUUUUGUUAUUUCAAGGAGCUAAACCAAUGGCGAGAUUUAAUCAUACAGAUCGAACACUUGAAACACUGAAAAUCUUCAUUUUCAAUCAGACAGGUAUAGAAGCCAAGAAAAAUGUGGUGGUGACGCAAGCUGACCAAAUGGGCCCUCUCCCUAGCACGCCGGUCAAGACUGUCGAUUGGCUACUUGUAUUUUCUGUGUUCUUUUUAAUUAGCUUUAUUAUGUAUGCUACCAUUCGCACUGAGAGUAUUCGGUGGCUGAUUCCAGGACAAGAGCAGGAACACGCAGAGUAGAGCCGGAACAGAGCCAGGACAGAGUCGGGACAAGAGGGGUCUCAGCCCUUCAUUUGUGGACGUACAGUUGCUAACCCGUGGGCUUGCAACGGAAAUCAGAUUCAAGAAUCAUGUUCUUGUUGAACUAUUGAGAGGCUGAAAAGAUUUCAUAUAAAGGUGUUUUUACUAUGACAAUUAGCAGGUACAAAAAUGUCCACUAGAAUUGACUGUUCUUGUUUUUAAUACUUGAACAUAAUGAAUUUCUCUUCUAGUGUCGUUAAGCAGGAAAGUGUUGUCUGAGGAGAGGAGCUAAGAUGGGAAAGUGUGGGCUAGGCUGGGGAGUGUGGGCUUACCACAGGACCAGAUGAAAAAUAAAGUCACUGAAAGAAUUCAAA
Messenger RNA from Apodemus sylvaticus (European woodmouse), 1484 nucleotides. It is a transcript of the gene Txndc15, whose product is annotated as thioredoxin domain containing 15. NCBI's taxonomy places the organism in Eukaryota, Metazoa, Chordata, Mammalia, Rodentia, Muridae. Gene Ontology annotation, cellular component: cilium. Gene Ontology annotation, biological process: cilium assembly. Bases 100 to 1110 code for a protein of 336 amino acids. The transcript is spliced from 5 exons. The record is from RefSeq and is a predicted model, not a curated record.